Messenger RNA from Spinacia oleracea (spinach), 2712 nucleotides. RefSeq lists its product as uncharacterized. The record is from RefSeq and is a predicted model, not a curated record. Gene Ontology annotation, molecular function: catalytic activity. The coding region runs from base 1 to 2712 and encodes 903 amino acids. Lineage: Eukaryota; Viridiplantae; Streptophyta; Magnoliopsida; Caryophyllales; Amaranthaceae. The transcript is spliced from 3 exons.
AUGCAAGGGUGCGCUACACUUCCUAGGCCCGGGUGUAGUGGAAAAUAUGCAAGGGUUGCUAGGCCGUCGCCCGGAAGCGGCGCGCCACCCGAUGGUGGUGUUAACUAUCCAAGGUUUCAUGGUAAGGGCAGGGGUAAGGAUAAGGGUAAGGGUAAGGGUAGUAGGAUGCGAUUUGGGACUUGGAACAUUGGCUCUUUGAUAGGGAGAUUAGUCGAAGUAGUAGAGGUUAUGAGAAGGAGGAGAAUUAACAUAUUAUGUUUGCAGGAGACUAAGUGGGUUGGAAACAAGGCAAGAGAAAUAGCUCCAUGGGGUUAUAAGCUUUGGUAUUCGGGAAAAACUAGGGGUAGGAAUGGGGUAGGUAUCCUUAUUGACAGAGAUUAUAUUGAUGAUGUAGUGGACGUGUCCCGAAAGAGUGAUCGAAUUAUGAGUAUUAAGCUUGUGAUAGGGGAUGAGGUUGUAACUAUUGUGAGUGCCUAUGCACCACAAGCAGGACUAGAUGCGUCAACUAGACAAGAAUUUUGGGAGGAUUUAGAAGAAGUGGUGCAACGUGUCCCUAGAAGUGAGAAACUCAUCAUUGGUGGGGAUCUCAACGGACAUGUAGGCUCGAGUCGCGAUGGAUUUGAAAGCAUUCAUGGUGGUUUUGGGUAUGGGGAGCGGAAUGAAGCGGUAAAUGUUAUUUUGGAUUUUGCAUUGGCAUAUGACUUGGGUAUAAUGAACACUUGGUUUGAGAAAAGAGAAUCUCACCUAGUAACCUAUAGGAGUAGAGAUAAUGCGAGUCAGAUUGACUUCUUUUUAGUAAGGAAUGCUUUGAGACAGUGCUACACCAAUUGUAAGGUGAUUCCGGGUGAGAGUACAGCAACCCAACAUAGACUUGUGGUACUUGAUUUUCGAGGUAGAAGUUAUAUAAGAAAGAGAAGACCACUAGUGGAGCCUAGGAUCAAGUGGUGGAAACUUCAAGGGGAGCAACAACUAAAAUUCGUAGAAAAGGUGGCAAGUGAAGGUAUUUGGGUCGGGGAUAUGGAUUUGGAUAUAGACUCAUUAUGGACAAGAAUGGAGCACACCAUAAAGGGAGUGGCGAAAGAGGUCCUAGGGGAAUCUAAAGGAAUCAUGCCACCAAGUAAGGACACAUCUUGGUGGAACGAAGUUGUGCAACAAGCUAUAAAGAGCAAACGAGAAUGCUAUAAAGAGUUGGGAAAAUGUAGAAGUGAUGAGAACUACAAGAAGUACAAGGAGGCUAAAAGGGAAGCAAAGAAGGCCGUAAGAGAGGCUAGAGCAAAGGUGAAUCAGGAUCUUUACGCAAGAUUGGAUACAAAGGAAUGUGAAAAAGAUAUCUAUAGACUUGCUCGAAUGAGAGAUAGAAAGACGCGAGACAUCGGGAGGAUUAAAUGUGUGAAAGAUGUUGAUCAAAAAGUUUUGGUGGGAGAUAAGGAAAUCAACGAUAGAUGGAGGUUCUACUUUGAUAGCUUGUUCAACGGGGAUCAAGGGCGCGAUAUUGGGGAUACAACUAUCCCUAGGGAUAUGGUUAACCUAGACUUUAUGCGAAGAAUUCAAAAGAGAGAAGUCGAAAUGGCACUGAAAAAGAUGGGACGCAAGAGGGCAGUGGGGCCUGAUGGUAUACCUAUCGAAGUCUGGAGAUGCUUGGGAGAGAGAGGGGUUGUAUGGUUAACAACUCUUUUCAACAAGAUUUGGGGAAGUAAUAGGAUGCCAUUAGAGUGGAGGAAAAGUACUAUCAUCCCCUUGUACAAGAAUAAGGGUGAUGUCCAGGAUUGUGCCAACUAUCGAGGAAUCAAACUAAUGAGUCAUACUAUGAAACUUUGGGAGCGGAUUAUUGAGCAAAGACUGAGGAAAACUGUGAAAAUUUCGGAAAACCAGUUUGGAUUUAUGCAUGGGAGAUCGACUAUGGAGGCCAUUCAUCUUAUAAGGCAACUAAUGGAGAAUUAUCGGGAUAAGAAGAAGGACUUACAUAUGGUUUUCAUAGAUUUGGAGAAGGCAUAUGACAAGCAAACAGGUGGUCUAGGCUUUAGAGAUGUUGUUCUCUGGAACACUGCCAGCAUGGGUAAAUAUGUUUGGGCUUUAGCUACCAAACAAGAUAAUGUUUGGGUUAGAUGGGUGACUUCUGUGUAUUUAAAGAAUGGGGAAUGGUGGGAUACCAGCCAGGAAAUAGUGCAAGCCGUGAAGCAGGUGUAUGAGAAGUUAGCAGAUGAAAAGCCUAAGGUUCACUGGGAUAGACUGGUGUGGAAUAGACUUAAUACUCCAAAACAUAGAUUUAUUGCUUGGCUUGCAAUGCAGGCCAGACUCCAAACUACAGCUAAGCUUGCAAAAAUAGGGAUUAGUGCUUCUGCUAGUUGCCUGAUUUGUGGUCAGGGUGAUGAGAUUCAUGAUCACUUAUUCUUCAGGUGUACCUAUAGUAACAUGUGUUUGAUGGAAAUGAAGAAGUGGAUGGGUUUGCAGUAUGGAAACAAGUUGCAUCAUAUUUUCAUAAGCAUCAGUCACAAUAGAAGAUCCAAGUUCAGAAAACAGGUUGUUUUUGCAGCUGUAGUGGCUCUUGUGUAUAUGAUCUGGAAAUACAGGAAUACAAGUUAUUGGAAGCAGACUGUCCCUACUGUCAACAGCACAAUCAGUAGCAUGAAACAAGUUGUAAAAACUAGAAUACAAGCAGUAUUGUCUAAGAGUGUUAAUAGGUCUGAUAACCAAUGGUUUUUGGCUUUAUAG